Molecule: messenger RNA, 3991 nt
Organism: Puccinia graminis f. sp. tritici CRL 75-36-700-3
Lineage: Eukaryota; Fungi; Basidiomycota; Pucciniomycetes; Pucciniales; Pucciniaceae
Exons: 7
Coding region: 153-3716 (1187 amino acids)
Source: RefSeq, a predicted model, not a curated record
AUCGAUUUCACCGACACUGGACAAGGCCUUCGCGAUUCUUAGAAACUUGGUCUCCCUACUCCUGCUCACCCCACACUCCAACAGGGGAGACGACCAACGACAAGGCGAGUAUCGGCUUGAUCAUCUGGAAGGACUUCUCUCGAUAGCACGAGAUGCAACAAGAUCGACUGGACACAUCAACCACCAACCUACGCGAGCGCGCGAUCCAAGACAGACAGCAACUGAUCACUGAAAGUCAGGAAAUCUACCAUCGACUCCUCAGUGAGGUCUCUUGGGCCAUCCAGAGCAUCCGUCAACUGGGCGAACUUGGUGGCGGUCUUGCCCCCCCAACACAACAUCCGAUCUCCUCUGAGCAAGAGGCUCGCUUACGAGAAUUUGUAGAGAAGAUCACUACGGGCCGACAAUCCCCUCAUGACAUUGAUCUCGCCCACUUACAGGAUGACAAUCCUCCCGAGCAAGCCAAGCAGGUCGACACCCAGGCCGAGGUAGCAAGACGGGAUUCAGACGCAAUGGAUCUUGAUGUCAUAGUCGAGUCCCAGCAGCCUGACAAAAAUUCUGAACUCACCGCAGUUAGCACACAAGUCGAUCAUUCUGAGCCAACAAACUUGAAUCCUGGUCAUGUCGACGCGCAGAGACCUCUCCGGCAGAAGUCUACUGAAUCUUUGUCCAUCCCUCAACCACAGUCCGUCCUCAGUGCCCGGCCGGGCCCUUCUCACAAGAGCAGAACUGAGUCGGAAAACAUCCUUUCAGCCUCGGCGAAAUGCACAGUGUCUCGCCAAUCCCCCUCGGCUAGCAAUCGUCCAGGCCCAACCAAUCAGUCAACUAUCACUAGAGCAUCUUCCUUACCCUCGGAUAGCUCAGCACAAUCACAUAAAGCAAGCCGUUUUACUUCCCUUGAUUAUGUGUCCCAACUUCCGUCCGUACCAGUUCAAAUCCUUGCCAGCCGAUUGUCGGCUGCUCAGGCGGUAACCGGAACAACUUCCAAGAAUAUCCGCCGUCAGGCGGUCCGUUCAGGGCUGUGGAUUGGUCCAGGCAGCUCUGAAAUCACAAAGCUUGGGAUCAAGGCCCAACACAUUGGAGUCAAGUCUGCGCUGCGCAAGGGUUCGCCGACCAAAAGCAAAAACCCCUACGAGAAAUCCAAGCUUCAUAACGUGCUAACCACGGCUGAUUGGAAGACUAUGGUGGACGAGCUACAGAUGGCGCGGGCGCUUGAAGUGUUGGAAAGAUUGAAAGCCGAGAAAGCAUGGGCUUAUUCCCAAAUAAAGAAACCUCGGAUUGCCCCUGUUCAGAAGGCCCACUGGGAUCACUUACUCGAUGAAAUGACGUGGCUGCAGAUUGAUUUUCGCCAGGAGAGACGUUGGAAAAUCGUUACUGCUCAUCGUUUGGCUAAGCAAGUCGUACAAUGGCACCAAGCCGAUUCACUUGGGAAGCAGCGUCUGCAAGUCAAAGUACACUCUCCUAGAAAACACAAUUCAGCCGGAAUUGAGAAUCUUGGUGACUGCGCCUCAUCGUCACUUGCACCACCCCAUCAGAUCGGCCCCUCGUCAAAUACGCGGCCAAUCGGUCUUACCAGGCUCUCUUCAGAAGUCGCCCAUGGGGAUGCCUCACCCUCUCUUUCUACCAAAGGUUCACCUGAAUCCCUUCGACCAAUUCAUCCUCUGCGGUCACCCAUUUCAGUAGAAGCAGCAGCCAUCUCCACCGUUGAAAAAUUGACGGCAACUACCACUCCCGAAGCUAGUCACACCUCUCAUGAUUCGCGUAAGACUUUGCAGCAGAUCAAACGCUCUCGAAUUCCAAUCUUCGAGAUGGCUCCCGAUGAGACUCUCAUUGAUGCGGAAAAACUUGUGUUGGAUGGUAUACGUGCCAAGCCAGUCGGAUACACUAUCGAACAUGUCAAGUUACAAAAACUUUUUGCUGACUUGCCAUUAUUUGGUGAUCUUGAUUCUCGUCCGGACAAACGCCCCGACGAAGCUAGUCCUCAUCUUGGUCGCAUCGCCCGGGUGGCGCCUUUCCUAGAAGCCAAGCCACUGCUUGUCAGUACUCUUCAACCCUCGAAGAAUUGUCUAGGGAUGCAGUGGCGAAAUCUGGGCCCACUAUCUGCCGAUGAUCUACGGGAGUCAGGAGAGCACAAGUCCGAUUCUAGCCAUCACCCCAGCUAUAUUUUCUCGGGUCGGAAAUCUAAAGAAAUCAAGGAAUCCAACAUACCUGCUCCUCCCGCCUCUCCCGCGCCGGAUUUUGGACGAAGUGACGAACUCAAUUGGGUUUCAUCGGACGAAGAACUACUCAAACAGAUCGCUUCAACUUACGAGUUCAACUGGAAAAUAGUUGCGGACGUGUUCAAUGCUAGUCUCUCUCAGUCUAUGAACAUUCCGGUAACUUCUCGCGACUGUUAUGACUGCUGGACCCGGCUGCAUCAGGCCCCGAAGUCUGCAACUCAUGAUACAUCGACAUCACUUUCCAAGUCAAAUUAUGAGCCGAAUCCUUCCACUGCAGCGGUUCCCGCUCCUACUCUUCAGUCUAAUGCUGAACUCCCCUCGACAGAACCAAAUCAACAGACUUUGACUGAUGACCCACUAUGUACAAAUGCUUCAAAACGCCCGGCCCAGGCAUCAUUGUUCCCCAACAAACGCACCGCGCGCGAUGAUGCGCUUCAAGAAAUUGCCCGCAAAGUGAAAGAAAAGAGGUCCACAGGCUUCCCAAGGCCUGCGCCAUCCCCCACUCAAUCGCGCCAAAUCGUUCUGAGUGCGCACGAAACACAUGCGCAAACCCUCCGGCCCUAUAUGACCCCAUUGGAAAUGUCAGCCCUGAAGGCAGAACGAGAUCGACAGACCCAAGCGGCUUUAGAAAUGGCAAAAAGACAGCAACAGAUGCACCAUGAAUCUCUUCUUCACCAAGCUAGAGCUGCUGCUGUAGUCGCGGCUGCUGCACAAAUCCCCCUGAGAAAUACUACAAAUAAGGUCUCGGGAUCAGUAAAUGGCAACGGACCAUCCCGGGUAACCUCACAACCAACAGCAGUGAACUUUGCCCAAGCUCGUCAUAAUGGCCUACCAGCAGUUAAUAUACAUAGGCAGACAGCCCAAGUUCCAGCCCGUUACGCAACCAGUCCACCCCUCAUUAACGUUAGCAAUCGGGGAACUGCAUCACCUGUGCCACAUCCCCCCGCCACUUCCCUUCAAGCAAGACAAUCAUUACUGGAGAACCAAGCGGCUUCCGCCGCACCAGUCGGCUCACAAGCGCCGAUCGUGCCCCAGCUUCCGAAUAUGCCCCAAGGGUUCCAGCCUAAAACACCGAAUUCCCAAUCACCAGCUCCAGGAUCUACCCCUGGUCAUCACACUCCCAAUGGAACGACACAGACGCCGAAUGGGCUACACAAUAACACGGUAUCCCACUCUUUAACGCCCAUUCAGGUGGCUCAAUAUCUUCAACAGCAGCAACAUCUUCAGCUACAACGCUCGCCUGAGCAUCGAAUACACCAUCAACACCAACAACUCCUCCUUGCCCAACAUUUUCAACAGCAAAGUCAACACGCCCCUUCUCCCUUUGGCCAUCAAGCUUCCGCGCAAGUCUUUGCCGCCCACCAAUCCACUCCUCAUCUUCAACAAAACCCUCCGAUCUCUAACGGCCAGUCUCAGCUCUCUUCUGGCGCAACCAGCGCGGCUAACUCGACCCCUCCACUGGCCGCGUCCUCAUCUCCUCUUCCACACCCACCCGCUUAGAACUUUGAACCUUUUUUGUCAAUCUCUGUCGGUUGGUCUAGUCUUGUAUAGUCAAUCGGUUCAACCUUUUUUUUUGUUGAUUAGAAACGAAUCAGACGAAAUCUCUCUUCUCUCAUUCUUCCCCCCCUCCCCUCUGAGAUAAAUAACUGAUUUUAAUGAGACAAACACUCAAUUCUUUACUUUUUCAGACCACUCAAGACUUUCUUUUACAUCAUACAUUCAUACAUAUAUAUAUAGAUACGUAUACAUUAAAGAACUCAAGAAUGAAUGUAUGA